Cyclospora cayetanensis is the source of this 1370-nucleotide messenger RNA. Its product is annotated as chromatin modification-related protein EAF1-like. The record is from RefSeq and is a predicted model, not a curated record. Lineage: Eukaryota; Apicomplexa; Conoidasida; Eucoccidiorida; Eimeriidae. The transcript has 5 exons. The annotation marks the transcript as partial.
AUGCGACAGGAGAAGCUGCAGCAGCAGCAGCCACAGCAGCAGCAGCAUGGAGAGCAGGUCGUCGCUGCCGCUGCAUCCGCUGUAGUCUUCACAGGGCCCCCCCCGUCCUCGAGAAACACACUCCAGCCCGUGCGUUCCCUGGGGGGCCCCAGCAUCAUGCAGGAAGGGGCCCCUUGGGGGCCCCCUGCCCCCGUAGGGGCCUCGCCUCCUCUUUGCACUCCCCAGCAGCACAUGAGCUACGCGACGGCUGCUGCUGCCGCUGCACCGCCUCCCCAGCAGCAGCGGAGCAGCAGCGACCCCCAUGCAGCAGCAGCAGCAGUCUCUGCAGCAGCAGGAGGAGCGGGAGGAGCAGCAGGAGGCCCCCCUCCUCCCUCCGCCUUCGCUCCCGCUUCCUACGGUGCCUCUGCUCCAGGAUCUGCGGGAGUGCCCCUCGCCACGCAGCCACUGCAGCCUCCCCACUUGCUCGCAAGCCGUCGCAUGCAAGGCUACGGCUCCCUGCCUUCGGCCUCCCCCGGAGCCGCCGCUGCCGCUGCCGCUGCUGCUUCCGAUGCAGCAGUCUCUGCGGCAGCGGGGGCCCCCCCCGCCCUCCGAUAUCCCGCAGUCGCAGCGCCUCCAGGAGACGCGGGGGCCCCUAGAGGCCCCUACGCAUGCGCCGCAUCUGCACCCAACACGUACUACGCGGGGCCCCCUGCACCGGGAAGCCCCUAUUCUGCUGCUAGCGCCUUCCAACAGCAGCUGCAGAAGCAGCAGCAAGCAAUGAUGCAGUGGCAACAGCAACAGCAGCAACAGCAGCAGCAGCAGCAGCAGCAGCAGCAGCAGCAACGGAACGGGACUCCCGGGGUUGCUGCUCUUCAUCUUCCACAACAAGCGAGCAGUGCCAACAUCGGUGCCAGCAGCAGCAGCAGCAGCGCCAGCAGCAGCAAUAGGACGCCUCUGGCGAUGGAUGUGCCGCAGCAGGCAGGACCCUUGUUGCAGCGAUCCCAUCGAUCCUUGCUGCUCCAGGAGGCUGCGUGGAUGGCUCGAGACUUCUACUACGAGCGGCGAUGGCGAAGGCAGGCACUGCUGCGCUUAAGCAGCGGCGCGACAGCAGCUGGGAGAUUCAGAAUGUUGCAGCAGCUCCAAGAAGAAAGGAGGCUUCUCGCUGCUCCUUGGGCAGCAGCAGUCGAAGCGCUGUGUAUUGCUCUGUGCCGGCAGGUUCGUCGUUCUGCUGUUUCCCCUGCCACCGCUUCAAGCCCUGCUUCGAGCGCCGCGGCUGCUGCGCAUUUUGCUGCUGCGCACAAUCUUCAGGUGUAUAGGGACCUCGUGCCAGACGAGUUGGCAUGCAUUGCGGCCCCUGUGCCUCCCGUUGGGAGUUGCGCUGCUCUUGCGGG